Theobroma cacao (cacao) is the source of this 3328-nucleotide messenger RNA. RefSeq names its product DNA repair metallo-beta-lactamase family protein (gene SNM1). The record is from RefSeq and is a predicted model, not a curated record. Gene Ontology annotation, molecular function: 5'-3' DNA exonuclease activity; damaged DNA binding. Gene Ontology annotation, biological process: interstrand cross-link repair; double-strand break repair via nonhomologous end joining. NCBI's taxonomy places the organism in Eukaryota, Viridiplantae, Streptophyta, Magnoliopsida, Malvales, Malvaceae.
GUGGGUGGUACCUGCAUGAGGUCGAGAAUAUUUCAAAUGUCAAGCCUCUGAAAACUUUAAGAGGAGCCAGGAGGCGGGGGCUUUCAAUUUUUUGAAAGGUCUCCUUCCAACACUUCUAUCUAGGAGCCCACGAGGGAGGAAAGGUAAAGCGAAAAGAGCUCUGGGUAUCUUUGACGAAGACGAUGCCAUUGCCAAUGCAUGCAGAUCAUAGCUCUGACGACGAUUACGGUUACGAUCACGAAUCGUCUGACCUUUUACUGGACGAGAAUGGUUUUCCGUUGGUUGAACAAGGCCGUCAGGACGUAGAAGAGGGAAGUUUCGCUGCCGAUUUCUAUCGUUGUGGAACCGAUUGGUCAUGCUUGGGGAGAGAGGACAUGGACAACGACAGAGGCAGGAGCAGAAAACUGAAGCAGGCCAAUCUGUUCCAGAUGUGGGGGCUCAAGAAGCCUCGCCUCCUCCAAGAUGCCUCUUUUCCCACUCCCAAUCGCACCAACAUCCCAAACCCAAAACCCUCUUCCACUAUUAUUUCCAAUCGGCCCCGCGUUUGCCCUUUCUACAAAAAGAUCCCAGGAACACCCUUCACUGUGGAUGCAUUCCGCUACGGUUGUGUUCAAGGAUGCUCUGCCUAUUUCCUUACGCACUUCCACUGUGAUCAUUAUGGCGGCCUCACCAAGGGAUGGUCUCAUGGCCCUAUCUAUUGCACCCCUCUCACUGCUGGCUUGCUCACAUUGUGUCUCUCUGUGAACCCAUUGUUUAUCAACCCUUUGGAAUUAGACAAGGAACAUUCUAUCCAAGGAAUCAAAGUAACAUUGCUAGAAGCUAACCACUGUCCUGGUGCAGCUUUAAUUCACUUUCGUCUUCCUGAUGGAAAAUGCUAUUUGCACACUGGAGACUUCAGGUCUUGUAAACUGAUGCAAACGUAUCCCCUUCUUGUCAACCACCGAGUUAACCUGCUUUACCUGGACACCACAUACUGCAACCCAAGAUACAAGUUCCCUUCCAAAGAAGAUGUAUUAAAUUUUGUUGUCAGGGUCACUAACAACUAUCUCAAAAUGCAACCUAAAACCCUUGUUGUUGUUGGGGCAUAUAGCAUUGGAAAAGAGUGUGUUUAUCUUGCUAUUUCAAAGUCUUUAGGGGUAAAAAUAUUUGCAAAUACCUCAAGGAGAAGGAUUCUGCAGUCCUUUGAUUGGCCUGAGCUUUCGAGCAGUCUCUGCUCAGAUGGAAAGGAUACACUUCUUCAUGUACUGCCCAUAUCAUCACUAAGAAUUGAGACCCUAAAGGAUUACUUGAAGACCUACAGGAAGAAUUAUGCAGCAGUUUUGGCAUUUCGACCAACAGGUUGGACUUACUCAGAGAACAUAGGCAACCAACUUGAUUUGAUAAGACCCAUUUCCAGAGGCAAUGUCACUAUAUAUGGGGUCCCAUAUAGUGAGCACUCUAGUUUCACUGAACUGCGAGAAUUUGUUCAGUUUUUGAGGCCUGACAAGAUAAUCCCUACCGUUAACGUGGGGAAUGCUACUAACCGAGACAAGAUGCAGUCUUACUUCAGGCAGUGGCUCAAGGGCUAAUGUGCUCAUACUGGGAUAAAAGCAAUUUGAACUUGUGCCUACAACCUGCCUUCCCUCUUGCAUCUGGCCAAACAAAUAAUGCAAUCAUUUGGCCAACACAUGAAAUUAUGCAGCUGAUUUGGUGCUCAAUUUUAACGGUUUUGCAGAGGUUAUAAUGGGCAUAAAUUAUUGACCUAUCAGACCGUAGUCAUUCAAUGUGCAGUGAGGAUUUCACCAAAUUGCGGCAGAAGGUUUCACUGGUAACAAGAGGUGGAUUUGGAGCAGGUUUUCUCAUGCAUACGGUCAUUGUCAAACCUCAAGAAUUUCUACAAAGAAAACAUGUGAAAAAUUGCUGAGUCUUUUAUGAUUGUAUCAAUCAUAAUAUCGUUGUGACAAAGAUUGAGAAUGAGUGUUGAGAUAGGAAAUAGGAUUAUUCUUUAUUGUCUUGAAAGUUUGAUGUCAAAAGUCAUUUAUUUAGACAACAUUAAAUCUGGCAUUGCCAUGUUGAUCAGAGAGGCCAUCAUUGAGGCAAAUUAUGCAAUAGCUUCAGUAACAUCUGCCUUGAUAGAUUUACAUGAACAUAAACUGCUUGCACAAAUCUUGAUCAUAAAUAUCAGGUUCUGCACAUAUGGGAAAGCAAAGCAGAGAACAGCCACGGAUUCUCUUUGAUUUGCUACCGUCCAAAAUUUGACAAAACUUGUCACCAAGAUUCUAGUCCAUGUUUUUUUAUUCUUUUACAUGCCCUGUCUGCUAAGCUGGGAAGCUGGCAAAAUGGCAUUGUAGGGAAGGUUUCUCAAUCCUCACAAAUGAUGGGUUUUUUUUGUGCCACAGAGACUAUGAACCUGCGGAUAAAAAUGAAGUAAUCAAGUCAGUUGCAAAAGAAAGCCGCCCCCUUUUUUUCUUCCCAUGGGCUGAGACGUGAAGCAAGGAGCAUGGACCCCCUAACUUCUUUAGCCCAUAAAUAAAAUAAUGGAUUAGAUUCAAAGGACAGCAUCAUUAUACAGUAAAGUAGUGCAAAAAAAGUACAGUCGGGUAUGGAAUUCAGGGUCACUUAAAGUUCUUGCUGCUAGUCUACUACAGAAGAGAAGUGAGCCAACCUAAUAGUUAAUAGUAUGAAAAUGGAGAAGAGAACCAAACUUCAUCCAUACUCUCUCGCCAUAGCCUUUCCUAAAUUUUCUAUUUGACCUCUUGUACAACAGACGAGAAAGAAAAGCCUAUGAGGGAGAGAGUAAGGAAGAAAUCGGGUUCCCAAAACAACUCCUCAACAGCAUUGUUUAACCCUUCCAUCGACUCAUUUCUGCCUCUCAAUUCCCAUGGUCGGGACUCAGGGGAGAAGAGAUGUUGCAGCAGAAGAGGAGGGAAGGAUUGGUGAUGCCCUGGGAGCGUUUAUAUAGGUGCAAGCAAGAUUCAAAUAAAUCCAAAAGCCAUGGAAAGUUACCUCCCUGGAAAUUUCCAGGUGAAUUCCACAGUAUUUCACGACAAACUAGUGAAAACUUGAGGAAGCUUUUCUUUGCUUGAUGCCAAAUAUCCUACCUUAUAGUUUUCAUCGCACCCACAAAAUCCAAGUCCUGUUUUUUAUUUUUUCUUCUUUUCCCCUGUUCAACAGAAGAUGUGUUGCUUGAAAGAAAUGAUCAUAGACAUGCCUCCCUCCUUGAUAUCAUCUUCUUAUCUUGAAAAGGAGCUUUCUUGUUAUGAUUUAGAUUGUUAUUGUAUUCUCCCCCAAGGAAGCACAUCAAACCAAAGAAAGAUCCUCCUCUUCUUAUAUUUUUUCGUUCCUUUCC